UUAUGACAUGAUAUUCUUUCCGAUAUGGGUGCACGAUCAUUUUUAUAUCAUGUGCUUCAAUCUCAAAAUUCAAAUGCUGGAUGUGAUUGACAAUGCUCUGGUUACGGAAGAGAUGGUAAAGCACAAAUAUGGAGGUGCACCAGCUAUUCUGAACGAUACAAAUAAAGUUGACUGUGGAGUUUAUGUGAUGCGCCACAUGGAGACUUACAUGGGUGGUCCAGUUCGUAACUGGAAUUCAGGUUUAGCAAAGAACGGGACAGAGGCGUUCAUAAAACUUCGUGCCAAAUAUACUGAAGCAUUGUUUGUUGGAGAAACUAACAAGAAGCCUUUUCAAACAUUUUCAAUGAUACAGCAGAAGUUUCAGAAAAUAAAAAAAAGGGGAAAUCAAUGUUGA
Messenger RNA from Salvia splendens (bonfire salvia), 394 nucleotides. RefSeq lists its product as uncharacterized. The record is from RefSeq and is a predicted model, not a curated record. Gene Ontology annotation, molecular function: cysteine-type peptidase activity. Bases 8 to 394 code for a protein of 128 amino acids. NCBI's taxonomy places the organism in Eukaryota, Viridiplantae, Streptophyta, Magnoliopsida, Lamiales, Lamiaceae. The transcript has 3 exons. Gene Ontology annotation, biological process: proteolysis.